UAUUAUUUGUAUAUAUAUCUCACUCUCUGCCAAACCCUAACUCUAAAAACAAGUUGGCCUUAAAGGAUUAACCUUUUAUAUUCAUAUAUUCAUCAAACGGAUUAAGCUUUUCUUUCUUCUCUUUCUUGUUAUAGUGAUAAAAUCAUCAUCAUCAUCAUGACGUCAUCAAUGGUGGGAGGUGUUGUUGAUGAUGAUAUUGACAUAAUUUUGAAACUUCCUGAUGCAUUAAUCGAUCACAUUCUCUCGUUUCUCCCAACUGAAGAUGUGGUUCGAACAUGCAUUCUUUCAAAGCGUUGGAAACUCAUCUGGUAUUCAGUUCCCACACUCUCUUUCGAAUUCGAAAAGAUUAAGUAUGUCAAGAGACAAGACCUAGAAACGUUUUACGAUUAUGUCUCUAAUUAUAUGGAAAAUCGCAAGAAAGGUAUGGAUCUUGUUGAUGAUUCGAGCAUAACUAGUUUUAAGUUUAACAUGCCUAGUUAUUAUGGAUAUCGUAAGAUUUGGUUACUAGAUAAAUUGUUAUCUUUUGUUGUUGAGAAUAAAGUUAAGGAAAUAUAUCUAUUCCUAGGAGGAGAAGCUCAUGCUUUCUAUUACUGCUUACCUACAAUACUAAACGACGCAAGAUAUUUGACUAUUUUGGAAUUGAGCGGAGUAAAGUUGGAUAGUAGUCAUUCAUUUAGUUUUCCAUUACUAAAAACAUUGUCGUUGUUAAAUGUUAAGCAAUCAAAUACUAAAGACGAUAAUGUGGUAUUUAAGUUUUUGUUGUGUUGCCCUUCUCUUGAAAAAUUGCGCAUAAUCAAUUAUUCGUUAUCAUGUAUGGAUGAUCGCCUUCGUCUACAAAGUUUAAGCCUUAAGUUCUUGGAACUUAACUAUAUAGAUAUUAAGUAUGAACUAGAAGUUGAAGCCAUAAAUCUUGAAUCUUUGGUAAUAAUAUACCAUUCUUCAGAAAGAAUAAAUUUCUCUUCAUGCAAAAAAAUUAGAAAUCUCUCCUUAACUAACUACGCAGAAUGUUAUCAGCCGUCGUUGGAAGAUCUUAUCUCUAGUAUUCCUCUUUUGGAGAAUUUUACUUUGAUCAACCAAUCUUCUUCGGCCGACUGUCUUAGAAUUUCGAGUCAACACUUAAAAAGUUUCACUUAUAACGGACUUUCCUUUUUAAGUGUAUCGAUUUAUGUUGAAAUUGAAUCAGCUCCAAGAUUAGAAUACUUUUGUUAUGAAGACAUUUUCGAAUUCAGCAUAUCAAUGGAGUCAUCUAAUUUGAUAAAUGGAAAAAUAGUUAGUAGGGAGAUGCAUUUUGACAAUGACAUAAAAUGUUUUACUAAUAUGUUAUAUUAUUUUCUUGUGAAACUCAAUUGCUCUUGGAAUGUUGUGACGGUACAUGUUAGCUCAUAUGAGGGUCUACUUUUGCUAGAAGAUUUGAAGAUAAAGAAUUAUCCCUUUCUUAAUUGGAAGCAUCUCAGAGUUAUUACUGAUUAUCACUAUGAGAGAGAGUCAGUGCUGAAAGAUGAUUUGAUGCGGAUUUGGCCUUCUUUAGAAACAUUAUCUAUUAAUGAAAGAAUCAUAUUUUAGUUACUUUAUGAUAUCAUAACUGUUGAGAUUAUGAAUUGUGUUCUAUUAGUUUUCUUUGCUUAGUGGUAAUUUUAUGAGAUUGUCUUUACUUUAUUGGUUGUUAGACAUGGAUCGAAACUCAGGCUGCUUCGCCUGUUUACGAGUC
Cannabis sativa is the source of this 1708-nucleotide messenger RNA. RefSeq names its product F-box/LRR-repeat protein At3g26922-like. The coding region runs from base 157 to 1563 and encodes 468 amino acids. Gene Ontology annotation, molecular function: protein binding. The transcript has 2 exons. The record is from RefSeq and is a predicted model, not a curated record. NCBI's taxonomy places the organism in Eukaryota, Viridiplantae, Streptophyta, Magnoliopsida, Rosales, Cannabaceae.